Penicillium argentinense is the source of this 726-nucleotide messenger RNA. RefSeq names its product cyanamide hydratase. The record is from RefSeq and is a predicted model, not a curated record. Bases 1 to 726 code for a protein of 241 amino acids. Lineage: Eukaryota; Fungi; Ascomycota; Eurotiomycetes; Eurotiales; Aspergillaceae. The transcript has 2 exons.
AUGGCCUCUGAUCCCUUCGGCUUCACCCCCGUCUCCUCCUCAGCCCUCGAGCUACUCGCAUCCGCAAAACAAACCUCCCCAGCACCAUUUAUCCCAGCCUCAGCAACCCCUAUUCCCGACACGCCUGUGGCCCGACGCAUCAACGAGUACGCAAAAUCCCAACUGCCCAUUCCAACCUACAACCACUCCCUCCGCGUCUAUCACUAUGGACUGGCAAUAAAGUCAUACAUGUUCCCCUCGUGGACCUUCACUGACGAAACCUAUUUCCUCGCCUGUCUUCUGCACGAUAUUGGGACUACGGAAGAAAAUCUCAAAGCCACCAAAAUGAGCUUCGAGUUCUAUGGUGGUCUUUUGGCGUUGGAUGUUCUGCAGAAGUCUGGGAGCUCGACGCCCGAGGCAGCGGCCCCAAAGGAUCAAGCAGAGAGUGUUGCCGAGGCCAUUAUUCGACAUCAGGAUCUGUGUGAGGUGGGAAAGAUUACGGCUGUGGGACAGCUUUUGCAGCUUGCAACUAUUUUUGACAAUGCUGGCGCAUAUUCCGACUGCGUGCACCCCUCAACCAUCGAGGAUGUUACCACCUGCUUUCCGCGCAUGAAAUGGAGUCACUGCUUCGCUGCCACAAUUCAUAGGGAAAAUGAGUUGAAGCCGUGGUCGCACACUACUACCCUUGGUGAAGAUGCUUUUCCUGCUAAAGUGCUUGGGAAUAAGUUGAUGGAACCAUUUGAGUAG